AAAGAGGAUCGAUUCAAUCGCGGCACGGAUGUCUUACAGUAAAGACGAGAAAAUGUAUUCGGUAAAGCGUUUAAUCAUUUUUUACACUUUUCUAGCUGUAAUCCCUAUAGUUUUUAUAACAGCCACUCCAAUAGUUCAACGGUUCGACUUACCCUCAUCAGGUGCACGGGGAACGCCAAAGAUCGAAUCGGGUGUAGCGUCUGGUCACAAUUAUACGCGUUUGUUUGUACCUCUGACCAGUGUAAUCGCGAAUUACUUGCCAACAUUUCUAAAGAGUUUGAAUGCCAGCCAAUAUUCUCAAAAAGGUCAAAACGACAGAAAUAUAAAAUGGCUUCCAGCUAAUUACUUGACAUGUUCCAUAAGUCAUCUAGGACGGUGGCCGAGUGUUGAUAACAAAUGCCAAUUUUACGAAUGUGCAGCAAACGUAAAAAACAUAACAAAAUGCAUGAAGGGAAAAUUUAGAGAAAUUAUAAACCGAUUAAAAACAAUAGCAUUUGAAAGCAAACAGAUAAGAGUGCAGAGAGAAAUUUCACUCGGAAGUGGUAAUGCAGUAGAAUACAAAAUAGAUUCUUGUGUAUCACUAAUUCUACACCAAUGUGUUUCUGGAUACAUUUACAAUAAAAUAACACAAUCUUGUCAACCAGCAAGUACUCCUCAAGUUUUUUGUACAAUGUUAUAAGUUAAAUGUUAUUAUCUUAUUUAAAAACAAAUUAAGUUGGUAGAAACACAUUAACAAAAUGCUAUAGACAAAUAAAAUCUAUUAACAAUAUUGUAAUUUACGAUAAUUCAUAAUUCAAAUAUAUUUAUGCAAGUUAUCAAAGAAAACUACAUACUUUGAUCAUCAUCGGAGGUUGACAUCCAAUUCCACAGGGCUGAACGCGAUUCCUUGGAGAAUAGCUUAGGAAAUCGGUAUUCGAGCAAUGUUUCCAAUAAAUUAUUUGCUCGGUUAGUUGCUACAUUACGAGUACUGAAAAAUGAAUUUGCCAACCAUUUACAAACAAUUGUCAAACAAAAUAAAGUAUCCACAAAUGUUUAUAAAUUACUCGAGAGCAAUGAUCUCAUCACUUGAUCGCCGUAUUAGUAACACAGGCCCAGGAUACUUGACUAAAUUUGCAACAACGUGCAAGUCUGAAAAUUCUCUAACAGUUGAAGCAACCAAACUUUCAGCAAAGCUAGGCAUUCUAGGAAUAGCCAACGGAACGAGGUCAUCAAAAGUAGCAUCCAGUAUCUAAUAGAAAAGAAAUCAAAUAUUAAGCAUUACAAAUUUGAAAUAACAACAAUAAAUUAUACAGCGCAAUUAAAACAAACUAAACAAAUAUUAUAAUGAACUUAUAUUUUUAUUACCACAGCAUGCACUUCUGGGAAUUUCUGAGCUAAAUACGUAGAAGCGAAUCCACCAAUACUCCAACCGUAUAAUAUUAUAUCUUCAGGUCUAAAUUUUAACUUUAUUACGGCAAAUUCGAAAACAGUUUCAGCUGCGUUUUGUUCUUGUUUUAUGUAAGGAAUGCCCUUGAUACAAAAAAUGUACAAUCUGAUAUUAUGUACGCAUUGAAAAACAUUUUGUCAACA
Messenger RNA from Adelges cooleyi (spruce gall adelgid), 1569 nucleotides. RefSeq lists its product as uncharacterized. The coding region runs from base 29 to 679 and encodes 216 amino acids. NCBI's taxonomy places the organism in Eukaryota, Metazoa, Arthropoda, Insecta, Hemiptera, Adelgidae. The record is from RefSeq and is a predicted model, not a curated record. The transcript has 4 exons.